UUUGUCUUGGUUUAUAUAUAUAUAUAAACUAUGUUGAAGCUUCAAAUCCAAUCUCCAUCUUCCUUUGAAGUGUCACCAAAUUGCAAUCCAAGUCAGAAUCUUGAUCCCAAUAUAGUUUUCUAGUAAUUACGUAGGAUUUGAUUCAUGGGAGAAGACACUAAAACCAAAGUAAAGGAAAGCCAACAAGAAGGGAGGCAAGAGAUGUGGAGAAGCAUAGAAAUUGUUGGGAGUGUGGAGAAGUGGGCGUUGACGGUGGUGGUUGGUGACGAACUUAACUUCAUUCCUCCAUUGAACUUUGCUAUGGUUGACAAUGGCGUCUUCAGAUCGGGUUUUCCUCACUCUGCCAAUUUCUCUUUUCUCCAAACACUUAACCUCCGCUCCAUCAUAUAUCUGUGUCCUGAGCCAUAUCCAGAAGCCAACACUGAGUUUUUAAAGUCCAAUGAAAUCAGGCUUUUUCAGUUUGGAAUUGAAGGUUAUAAGGAGCCAUUUGUAAAUAUCCCAGACGAUACAAUUCGUGAAGCUCUGAAUGUGGUCCUUGAUGUAAGGAAUCACCCAGUUCUGAUCCAUUGCAAUCGAGGGAAGCAUCGAACUGGGUGUGUGGUUGGAUGCUUGAGGAAAUUGCAAAGAUGGUGUUUGUCAUCUGUUCUCGAUGAAUACCAGAGGUUUGCGGCUGCAAAAGCUAGGGUUUCAGAUCAGAGGUUUAUGGAAUUGUUUGAUGUUUCUAGCGUGCCCAUCUCAUUUUCUUGCUCCAACAAGUACAAUUACAUCAACAAAAGUCAAAUGGAAAGAUUUUUGAAGAUGUCUUCUGUUUCGUGCAAACUGCUCUCAGGCGCCUAAUGCUCAGGCCUCCUUUCUUUAUUGAGGUCACGCCGUCACGGAUGUAUUUUUGGUCUUAUAUUGUUUAUCAUGUCAUAAGGAUGUGUUUGGUUUAA
Gossypium raimondii (Peruvian cotton) is the source of this 932-nucleotide messenger RNA. Its product is annotated as probable tyrosine-protein phosphatase DSP4. Gene Ontology annotation, cellular component: cytoplasm. Gene Ontology annotation, biological process: protein dephosphorylation. Lineage: Eukaryota; Viridiplantae; Streptophyta; Magnoliopsida; Malvales; Malvaceae. Gene Ontology annotation, molecular function: phosphatase activity. The record is from RefSeq and is a predicted model, not a curated record. The coding region runs from base 145 to 837 and encodes 230 amino acids. The transcript has 6 exons.